AGACAGACAAAAGAAAGUCGAGGCAAGGUCUCCUCCUCCAUGUGCUCCCUCCUUGUAGGUAUGAGAGAAACAACAAAGACUCGCAUCAGGACCACAGCCGGACAACAGCACAGACAGGUCUCGGAACACAAUAGCGGGGACUUGCAAACAAAAGCAUGUUUGCAGGUUUUGCACUAUGCAGAAGUCUUCAUAUAAUUACAUUCCUCUUGGCGUCUCUCUGCUGCAGCAGUCGGGAGUCUUUUUCUUCUGUCAGUUCUGGCAGAUUUCCACCAAACAUGCGCAUUUAGAAACGAAGCCGAUCAUUUGAAGACGCCCAGGUCGAGACCGAAACGGAGCAAGUGUUCAGAUAUUUUAAUGGGACGAAGCAAGAGACGAGAGCUGCCCAGAAUAAACUAAAGGGAAAAGAGGAGCGGAGAGGUGUGAACUGAAAGUGGACAUCGAGGGCCAAGACACCUGAACUGAUUCCAGAGUUGAAUGUUUUUCAAAGGGCGCUCUCCAUGGAUAUAGACACAGACUAUGAGCGGCCCAAUGUGGAAACCAUUAAAUGUGUGGUGGUAGGGGAUAAUGCAGUAGGCAAGACCAGGCUAAUCUGUGCUCGGGCUUGCAAUGCCACCCUCACACAGUAUCAGCUGCUUGCCACCCACGUGCCAACCGUCUGGGCCAUCGACCAGUACCGCGUAUGCCAGGAGGUGUUAGAGAGAUCUCGUGAUGUAGUGGAUGAGGUCAGUGUGUCCCUGAGGCUAUGGGACACAUUCGGGGAUCAUCACAAAGACAGACGAUUUGCCUACGGCAGGUCUGAUGUAGUGGUGCUUUGCUUCUCUCUGGCUAAUCCCAAUUCCCUGCGCCACGUCCGCACCAUGUGGUUCCCAGAGAUCAAACACUUCUGUCCCCGGACGCCCAUUAUCCUGGUUGGCUGCCAGCUGGAUCUGCGCUAUGCCGACCUGGAUGCAGUUAACCGUGCGCGGAGACCCCUAGCCAAACCUAUCAAACCUACAGAUAUCCUUCCUCCAGAGAGAGGUCACGAGGUGGCAAAGGAACUUGGGAUUCCAUACUACGAGACCAGCAUUGUUGCACAGUUUGGAGUGAAAGAUGUUUUUGACAAUGCUAUCAGAGCCGCCCUAAUCUCUCGUCGACACCUGCAGUUCUGGAAGUCCCACUUGAAAAAGGUCCAGAGGCCUCUUCUCCAGGCACCCUUCCUUCCUCCACGCCCACCACGUCCCAUAGUGGGUAUCCCAGAUCCCCCUCCGAUGGAUGGGGAGGGCCCCGAUUCCCUUUUCUGCCAGCCACUGUGUGCAGAUGUUCUUUUUCUCUUGCAGAGUGGCUCCACUCGUGUCUUUGCACACAAAGUCUAUCUGGCUACGUCUUGCUCCAGGUUCUAUGACCUCUUCACUCUUGAUCUUGGCGGAUCAUCUAUGGUGCCACGGGGGGAGGAACAGGAGACCAAGGAAAACUUGGAGAACGUGGAAGAAGAUGAGCAGAGCAGGAGAGGAGCCAAGGAGCAAGCUGGUCGCACUAAGAGCCUGGACAUUGAUAAAGAUGGAGUUGAUGGAGCAGUGCGAGGCCUGAAUCAAUCCCAGCUGCUCCAGCAGGGCUCUUUGAGGACUUCCCAGAGUGAUAAUGCACUCCCCUCUCGAGCCCAGUACUAUCUUGGAGUGCUAGGGACUGGACGAGCACUUUCCGGAUGGGGAAGGGGUUUUUUGAGUGUGUGUCUGGAGCAUAUUGAUGAUCCCGUGACUGGACGACCACGACUCAUGACUGUGGUAGCCAUGGAUGCACUUAUACAGGAAAAGCCAUUCAAGGCGGUGCUUCAGUACCUGUACACAGGCAGUCUGGAUGAGGGCCGAGGGGAUCUAAUGCAGGUGGCCACCAUUGCAGAGCUACUUGAGGUGUUUGAUCUGCGGAUGAUGGUGGCCAAUGUUCUGAACAGAGAAAGCUUCAUGAACCAGGAGAUUACCAAGGCCUUCCAUGUCCGCAGAGCCAACCGCAUCAAGGAGUGUCUCAAUAAGGGCACAUUUGCUGAUGUGGUGUUCCGACUGGAUGAUGGCUACCUCCCAGCCCACAAGCCCCUGCUCAUCUCCAGCUGUGAUUGGAUGGCGGCCAUGUUCCGGGGCUCGUUCAUGGAAAGCUACAUUAAGGAGGUACCUAUUCCUAAAACCAGUACAGCGUGUAUGCGUGGAGUGCUGGAGUUCCUGUACUGCGGUCUGCUGACACCCUGUCCAGGUCUAGAGCCCAUGGAACUGAUCGUUCUGGCCAACCGUCUCUGUUUGCCACGUCUUGUCGCCCUCACAGAACAGCAUGCUGUGGAUGAGCUUCUCCAGUUGGCAGUGAAAGGAGCUGACAUUGAUGGACAGGUGUUGGCUUACCUGGAGCUUGCACAGUUUCACAAUGCCAAGCAGCUAUCAGCUUGGUGUCUCCAUCACAUCUGCACUAAUUAUAAUAGCAUCUGCCGCAAGUUUCCCAAAGACAUGAAGGCCAUGGCUCCAGAAAAUCAGAGGCACUUUGAGAAGCACCGGUGGCCUCCUGUGUGGUUCCUGAAGGAGGAAGACCGCUAUUUGCGAUCUCAGAAAGAGCGCGAGCGCGAGGAGGAGAUCUUGCGCAAGCAACACACUAAAAGGGGCUGGUGCUUCUGGAGACACCCAUCCUCCUCGCCGCACGUCUCCUAAAGGGUUUCCUCCACUGACUUCUUUAUCCUUACUUGGGUCAUCAUACCCAGGAAAACAACCCCCUCCCUAACGCAUACAGAGGUGGUCGGCUUUGAACCUUCUGUUGGUCGAGAAAUUACUCUCAGUGCUACUAUGCCUGUUUUGGGGGAAUGUAUGUGCCUCUUUAUAAUUGUGGGUGAGUUUAUGGGUGUAUUUUGGUAUGCUUUAGUGACAAGUGUGGACUUAACUGAAGGGUAUAUACAUGGAUGUGGCAGUGCAUGUGAGUGGUGUUAUGAGUGAUGCUUCCAGGUUGAGUGCUUCCUAGGCGCACUGUUCUAUAAUGGCUUGCAUGCAGUGCAGCCCCUCAUCCCAUCCACAAGAGCUCUGUCCCUCCACCAGCACUCACAGCGUUUCAGCCUUUGAGUGAUUGGACUAUGAGCAAGGGCUCUCUCUCUGUCUCCAUCCUUCACAUUGCCCUUAAAGACUUGCACACUGACCACUGCAGCUCCUCUUGGGGAGCAUACCUCUGCCUUCACUUCUACUCAGACUGUUAGCUUGCACACACAGACCUGUGUCCAAGAUCCACCCCUCUAAAACCAGCAAUGGACUCCCAGGAAUGGACACUGACAAUGUAAUUAUUAUUAUUUUGAUGUUAUUUUACAUCUUUAUAUAUUUUGUGUGUGUUCUAGGACACUGUGGCGCACACAACUCCCAGUAAGGUUUGAGGCCCUUGACGACUGCAAUUGCAACCGCAAAGUUGAGACUGUUAGUCGAGAGCCUAGGUUUGGUUAACCUUAAAAUUGUUAAAACAAUCUAGUAGGCUUGAUCAUAGCUAUCAGCCUCCAGUCUUGUCCUGACAUGGUUUUUGGUGUCGACCAUUCACCCCUUCACCCUCCAUCCCCUCCUGCUGCACACCACACCUACAAAAACACACACACACACAAGCUGUCCUUGAUGAGUUGGAUUCACCAAACUGCACUUCAGACAGUGACCACUCUGUACCACUGAUGGGGUUAAAGAGGGCUAGCCUUACUUGAUACUUCUGCCAUGAAGGAAUGAUGGAUACAGCAUUAAACAAAUGAGCUUGCAACAUCCACCCAUGGCCACUAGGUUGCAUUGAAGCACCCAAGCCAGCCUGCCUUUACACCCCUACACCACUGGGGGCAGCAUUACUCAGGGCCCCAGCACUAACCUCCACACUAACAGGAGUUUGUAUGCCUGUGAUCUCUUUACUCUAGUUUCAGUUAUUAAGAUUGUCAAUAUAAUAUCAAUCCUUAUAAAGUGUUAGAAGAAAACUAAAGCACAUGCACAGUAUUAGUAGUGCAUUAAAAGAAGUAUAUCUAUAGAUUUUCACCUGAUUCUCAAUACCAAAGCUACGAUUCUUUCUUCCUCACUUUCUUCAUUUCUGCUUCCCUGCUUCCUUUACUGGUAAGACAGGAGGGUGGAGAGAAGAAAAGGUGACUUGUAGGAGAGGGAGGCAGGAUAUAAGAUGGUAAUAUUUGAAUCCUUCCUUGUGGUGGCAUUUUCAGUCUGUGGUAUUAGGGGAAAAGUGUCACUGCUCUACACUGCCUUCCAUUCCUCCUGCUGGAAUUGAAAAUGGUGCUUAAAAUGCAAUAAGACAGCAUUCACAUGAACACGCAGACACACAUACGGUUUUAUGUUCACAGCUUAACAUUCUGUCUAAUUGUUUAGCGUUUACCUGCAAUGAAUGUGCAGAAAUGUGAAGAUGAUGUUCAAAUAUGUCACAUAAGUUUUUCUUUUCUAUACACUAACAGUCUGUAAGAGGCCACAGUUGGUCAGUGAAUGUGUAGAUUUCUGUUCUUACAUACAGUGGUUGCAACCUUUUAAUGCCUUUUACUGCUUUUAUGUUCAAAACCAGUGCGAUCUGUUUUGCUUCCAUAUUAACCAGGGAAACAAUAUUUACUUUAGAUUGAAUUUGAAAUUAUGAGUGUCGUCUCAAAGGAAAAGGUUUGAUUUUAAACCGCAUAAGAGAGCAGCUCACAUUUUCUCAAGAAGAGUGCUAAUUUCUUUGGGCUUUAGUCCUGAAUGUGAAAACAAGACUUCAUGGUGAUGCGUUUCUAUUAGCACGCUGUUCUAUUUGUGGGUCUGUGCACCUCAGCUUUACCCUGGCACCUGCAGGAGAUAGACUGUGUGAGACAUGUGGGUUCUGCCAUUCUCAAUGGGAGGUGUGUUAAAGUCAUUGUCAGCUACCGAAAUGGAAGUCAGAUAGGCCCUUAUGAGGCCCAAGUGAGAAUUGAGCUGAUUCCUCUAGGAAAGAAUGAAAGUGGAGUAAAAGUGAACAAGUCUCAGUCAGCAUUACAAGCAUCCUACACCAUUUGGAGUGAUUCCACAGAUAUUUAAAUACAUCCCAGUGCAGAGCUAUGGGACUUUAAGAGGAGAAAGUUGAGGGACAGUUUUGAUGGUCUUCUGUAGCCUCUUUAUUUAGUUGCCUGUAGAAGGAAUAGCUAUUAGAUUUAUCUUGUUAUUGCUUGGGAUGACUUGUUAAGCCUCUUGUGUUGGUCCACGUGCCUUACAGUUGGCCAAAACUGAGCAGACCUACAGAAAGGUCCAGCAGUGGCUGGCAUGAUGGACACAGUAGACAGUGGCCAUGAUAAUGCUGUAACUGCAAAUUGGAUUAUGGUGUUGCUUUAGAUGUUAUCCCUCUUGAGGCAGCUCGAGCCACGCCUAAAGAGAAUAUUAAGGCCUACUGCUCUAUGAGCUCUUGGUUUGAGCUCUACAAGCUCUUGGUCUAAUCAUAGGGCCUUAGAUCAUUCUACUCUUUUUCUACACUGAUAAUUAUUCAGAUGUAGAAAAAGAGUGGCUUCAUGGGAUUCUCAUUCGAUCAAGUGAUUGUGAGGUAGCAUUAAAAAUGAGCACGGACUGACCUGUGUACUGGGUAGGGUGCAGCCACUUUUAGAAUGAGGUUAAUUUGCAUGUUGGCUUAACUUUGUCCUUAUGACACUUGGAAUGCACUUUUUUGUCUGUGACUAUACCUUUUGUGUUCUUUGCUGGAAUCGUUCCUGAUGUAAGAUUAUUUCUAAACCUGAUGAUUGUAGCAUAAUGUUUCCACUGAAGUCUUUCAAAUUUUCUCACAACCUUUUCAGUGAGAAGCUGAAUAUCAUGAAUUGUCCAGCUUUCUUUUAAUGGCCUAUUUGCCACUGAACCCCACAGUAGCUUUCUUAUUGCUUUGUGGCUUUAUCCACAUGUUCAGUUUUACCAAAUUAGCUCAGCACAGCUUAAAGUAGCAGCACUAAAUAUGCCACUUAAAUCGGUGGUAGAAAGUAACUGAAUACAUUUAUUUAAGUAGAGUUUUGAGGUACUUGUACUUGAGUGUUUUAAUUUUGAGCUAAUUCUUACUUUUAGAGGGAAAUAUUGUUCCUGUUAUUGCCACUACAUAAAUCUGUUUGUAAAUCUGUAAAUCUGUUUUAUAACUUUAGCUACUGGUUACUUUUCAGAAUCAAAGUAGCAAAACAAAAUACAGUAUAAUUGAAAGACUGUUGAUCUCUGGCAGAAAAUUCACAAGCUACGCAGCAGUAAUUCAAAUUAUAAGAUUAUAAACGUGUUAAAAUAAGCUCCACCUUUACCAGCUACAGCAUUAAAUGUGAUGUACCCAAUAAUGCAUCAAUAGUUAUAAUCCAAU
Messenger RNA from Monopterus albus (swamp eel), 6282 nucleotides. It is a transcript of the gene rhobtb4, whose product is annotated as Rho related BTB domain containing 4. The record is from RefSeq and is a predicted model, not a curated record. NCBI's taxonomy places the organism in Eukaryota, Metazoa, Chordata, Actinopteri, Synbranchiformes, Synbranchidae. Gene Ontology annotation, molecular function: protein binding; GTP binding; GTPase activity. The coding region runs from base 498 to 2663 and encodes 721 amino acids. The transcript has 12 exons. Gene Ontology annotation, biological process: small GTPase-mediated signal transduction.